Leucoraja erinaceus (little skate) is the source of this 1638-nucleotide messenger RNA. RefSeq names its product heterogeneous nuclear ribonucleoprotein D-like. The record is from RefSeq and is a predicted model, not a curated record. Gene Ontology annotation, biological process: regulation of gene expression. Bases 264 to 1286 code for a protein of 340 amino acids. Gene Ontology annotation, molecular function: poly(G) binding; poly(A) binding. Gene Ontology annotation, cellular component: nucleoplasm. The transcript has 9 exons. NCBI's taxonomy places the organism in Eukaryota, Metazoa, Chordata, Chondrichthyes, Rajiformes, Rajidae.
CUCCCGGGCUUCUCCCUGCCCCGCGCCGCCAUUUUGUUGCUGUGAGACGAGCAUUAGCGGCGGCGGUGGCGGCGCCGGUCCACUGUCACCUUGCAACCUUCCCUUCCUCACUCCCAGCCGCAGCCGCAGCUGUAGGUCAGUCGGUGGCAUCGACACCAGCCCGCUAUCGCGCCUCUAGCAGGGACGGAGCCCGUCACACCUGCCGCUCGCUGCCCGCCACCGUGGAGCCGCCGUACGCCUACAACCCGCCGCCCGUCAGUCUCAUGGAGCAGCCCAUGGUGGCCGCGGGCUCCGAGGAGUUUCCCGAGGGAGCCAAGAUCAACGCCAGCAAAAACCAGGAGGACGAAGGAAAAAUGUUCAUUGGGGGCCUUAGCUGGGAUACAAGCAAGAAGGAUUUGACAGAUUACUUGUCCAGGUUCGGUGAAGUAGUGGACUGUACCAUAAAAAUGGACGCGGUGACGGGACGGUCAAGAGGAUUUGGUUUUGUACUAUUCAGAGAACCUGCAAGUGUGGACAGGGUGUUGGAACUGAAGGAACACAAGCUUGAUGGGAGGCUUAUUGACCCCAAAAGAGCAAAGGCAAUAAAAGGCAAGGAGCCAGCUAAGAAAGUUUUUGUUGGUGGCCUAAGUCCUGAUGUGCCCGAAGAAAUGGUUAAAGACUAUUUUGGAGCAUAUGGAGAGAUUGAAGGCAUUGAACUUCCCAUUGACAACAAGACGAAUGAACGGAGAGGAUUCUGCUUUAUCACAUUCAAGGAAGAAGAACCAGUGAAAAGGCUUUUGGAGAAUAAGUAUCACAAUAUAGGCUCAAGCAAGUGUGAAAUUAAAGUGGCACAGCCCAAGGAAGUCUACAGGCAGCAGCAGCAACGAGGAGGCAGAGGUGGAGGUGGGUUUGGUGGAAGAGGUCGCGGUAGAGGGGGACAAAAUCAGAACUGGAACCAGGGAUACAACAGCUACUGGAAUCAAGGUUAUAGUAGUUACAACAAUGGCUAUAGCAAUCCAGGUUACAAUGGAUAUGGAGGUUAUGAUUACUCUGGGUAUAACUACAACAACUACGGAUAUGCUCCAGAAUAUGAUACCUACAAUACAAAUGUGCCUCCUGAUGGUCAAUCAAGGAACGGCAUUGAUGGUCGUGGAGAAGUCUGCGGCCUGGACUGCCUCACCCUCUCUGCUGAAGGAGGCUGUUUAGAGGCAAGUGGCCAGGUCAGCAGAGCAGCUAUGGAAAGGCAUCUAGAGGUGCAGGCAGUCACCAGAAUAACUACCAACCAUACUAAAGAAAAAUUGAUAUAGUUAUUUCACUCCAGGUGGAGAAACGGAGGUAUAAACAUCAGUAUAGCAGAAGAGCAUGUGAAGAGGAAAUGUUAAACCUGAGAGCAUCUGUGUUUUCCUUUGGGACUUUUGUACCACAUGAAAUCUGAAGUCGACAUCUUUUGUGUCCCAAAUGUAUAUAGCAUCUAAACAUUUUUAUGUUAUAGUUACUUUGCUUUGUACGACUUGAAACGCAUUCCUUAACCUCUGUGUACUGUGAUAGUAUAUAAUAAAGUUGCUACUAACUGGUGUGAUGCAACACUUGUUUGUUGGCGUACACUGUUGUAUGUGCUGCAUUGCAUCUGUUGCUGAAAUAAAUGAGUAUGAAUGCUCA